AUGGUUCUUGAAAUAGAUGUCAGAAUUUUUAAAAGUAAAGAAACUCUACUUGAAAAUCUUCCAAAAUUAUUAGAGAUUUUAUAAACUGGCAGGACUUUAACAGUUUCAUGGCCUAAAACUCAAAAAGACAUAUACUAAGAAUAUUUCAAAGAAAAUUAAAAAAUCAUGAAUUCAACUCAAUAUUAAGCUCUACUUAAUUUAGUAGAGGCAACCUUACCUUAUCCAGAUCUAUAAAGCAAAAUGUAUUUCUUAUAUUUUAUUAUUUAGAAUUGUAACUCUUACUUUAUAUCAUGUCGAAAAAAAGUAAUUUAAUGAAGUCUUAAAGUUUGUCAAAAUGCUCAAUCAAAUUAAAAUGGCUACAUCUCUUAGAUAAUAAUAUCUUUAUGCUUUGAAAUAUUUAAAAUAAAAUGUUAAUGAGAUCAAUUAAAUUGAUUAAGUAUAAAUAAUUAUUGAUAUAUUGCUCUAUGAAAACUAAAUAUCCAAAGAGGAAUUGAAACAAUUCUAUGUAAUUUUUAAUGAAAUAUUCUUAGGAAUUAAAAAAAAUAGAACUAGAAAAAAAUGAAUAAAUCUAUAUUUGGUUUGUUGAAAAAAUUUGGAAUUUUGAAAAAAACAACUUCAAACUAGUAGAUAUCUUAUUUUAUUACUAUGCUAAUUAAAAUAAUAUUAAAAAAGCUGAACAAAUUUUUAUGGUUUUCUCAAAUAUAUAAAAUCAUUAACAAAUUGAAUAAAAUUAAAUAUUUGAUUAAUUUGAGUUUUAUAAAAAGGAAUAUGAACAAAAUCUUGUUGAAAUUGACACCUUAUCUAUUAUUUUUGAAGAUAAAAAUGCAACUGAAGAUACAUAAUUGUUAUAAUAAUAAUCAUUAUAAUCAAUAACAAGAUUAAUAGAAUUGAAAUAAAAAAUUGGUUGUCCAUUAGUUGAUAUGAUCUAUUUAUAUUAAAAAUAAGCUUAGAUAUUAAAAUUUAAACAUGAUUUAGAUUCAGCUAUUAAGGUACUUUUACAUUGUUUAGAAUUAAUAAAAGCUGAAAAACUUAUAAAUUAUAAUUCUAGAAUUAUAUUAUUAGAAUCUUUAUGUUAUGAUCAACUUGGAGAUUACUAGAGAUCAAAAAAUUUAUUUUAAGAAGCACUAUAAUCUCUUUAGGAUUCAGUCUAAUUGAAAGAAGAAUUAAAAGAUAAAUGUGAUCCAAAAAAGUUAAUUUACACUAAAAUGUAUUUAGCUAGCACAUUUUAUAAAUUAAAAAAUUUAGAAUAGUCUUUAGAAUUAUUUAAUUAAGUUCUAAAAAUAUAAUAACACGUAAUUUUUAUUAUUUUUAUAACAGGAAGAUUAUGAAAGUCAUCUCAUAGGUUCAACUUAAAAUAAUAUAGCCUCAAUUUUAUUAAAUUAAGGAAAAUAUUAAGAAGCUAAAGAAUUUUGUGAAUAGGCUAUUGAAAAUAUUGCUAAAAAAUAUAAUGAUUCUGAUCCUGUAAUGAAAAAAGUCAAAUAACUAAAAGACAAAAUUGAUAGUUCAAUAUUAUCCUAAAAAAAUUAAUGA
Messenger RNA from Paramecium sonneborni, 1530 nucleotides. The record is from the annotation of a GenBank genome assembly. Lineage: Eukaryota; Ciliophora; Oligohymenophorea; Peniculida; Parameciidae.